Molecule: messenger RNA, 7941 nt
Organism: Xyrauchen texanus (razorback sucker)
Lineage: Eukaryota; Metazoa; Chordata; Actinopteri; Cypriniformes; Catostomidae
Gene: tbcelb
Product: tubulin folding cofactor E-like b
Exons: 8
Coding region: 2040-3326 (428 amino acids)
Molecular function (GO): protein binding
Source: RefSeq, a predicted model, not a curated record
AAAAAUAAAAUAGUUUUUAUUUUUUUAAUAAACAUUUUUUAACAUGGAAAUAAACAUUGCAAUAAAAAGUUUAAUUUUCUACUAGUUAUAAUAGUGUUUCUAGGCGUAUGGUUGGUAGCUCUGUCCUGCAGGAGGCUCUUUCUUCGUGACAGGACCUCACGUACCUGGCAGCCAGGCUUGAGCUUGCUGGGCUUUCUCCUAGCAGGAGUGGGAGUUUGUCCAUAUUUGAUUUUUGGUGGAAGUCUUUCUGGUAGGUUGUAAAAAGGGGAUAGAAAGUGUCUCUAAUAUUUGUAUAAUUGGGGCAGGAUGUCAAAAAGUGUAGUUCUGUUUCCACUUGGUUCUCUGUGCAGUGAGGACACAGUCGCUCUUCCUUCGGCAGCCAGGUCUGUCCGUGUCUGCCUGUCUCUAUGCUCAGUGUGUGUUCACUGAGUCUGUACAUGCUCAGGACUUUCCUAAGUUUAGGGUCGCUCACUUUAUUCAGGUAUCCUGCCAAUUCAUAUUUUCUGUUUAGGGCCAAAUAGCAUUCCAAUUUACUCUGUUUGGCUGUUGCGUCUGUCCAAUGUUUGAGGUAUUUCUCUUUUUGUGUUUGAAUGAUUUGGUUUGGUCUGGCUAUGUUUUUAUUGUCAGUUUGUGACGUCAGCUCUAAGACCAAUCGGCCGAGGGCAUUUUUCUCUGGCUUCAGCUCUUGGUAGGACAGGGCUUUGUGAUGGAGGGUCUGUACAUCGCUAUUUUUUAAGAGGGCAUGGAAUUUAAUGGCUCUUUUUUGAAUCGUUAUUACAAGGGGGUAUAAUCCUAAUUCUGCUCUACAGGCAUUAUUUGGGGUUUUGCGCAGCUCGGUCUGCAGAGUCUCUAUUGGGUGUUUGUCCCAUUUAGUGAACUCUUGGUCUGUGAGUGGACCCCAGACUUCACACCCGUACAGCGCGAUGGGCUCUAUUACAGUUUUUAUUAUUUUUAGCCAGAUUCUGAUUGGGAUGUCAAUUUGGAUAUUUCUCUUAAUAGCAUAAAAAGCUCUCCGUGCCUUGUCUCUCAAGUCGUUUACAGCUUUUUUUAAAUUUCCUGUGUUGCUAAUAUUUAUGCCAAGGUAAGUGUAGUCCUGCGUGUGUUCGAGGAGCAUGUCGUUCAAUUUAAAACUAUGAUGUUGGUCUUGGCGGCUGGGUCUUUUUUGGAAAAUCAUUAUUUUUGUCUUUCUGGGGUUAACUGACAGGGCCCAUGACUGACAGAAGCUGUGCAGGAGGUCUAGAUGCUGCUGUAGACUCUCUUUAGUGGGAGACAGCAGCACCAGAUCAUCAUCAUCUCUCUCUCUCUCGCUUUCUCUCUCAAGGUUUUGGAACAAGAUGAAUCUUGCUUUUGAUGUGAAGUUUGCGAGCUGUACUUUGAGUGGACUUCACAGAGUGUUGUGACUCAUAUCUGUCUUUGCUGGUUUCAUUUUUAGGAUUGGGUUUAGAUCACAGCUUUACUCAAAGAAACCCACAAACAGAGUAUCUAGCUGGCCAAUCUGUUAGCAAUAAAGAUCUGUUUACUUUUAGUGUCUCCUGUCAAGACAAAACAUACAUGUGCUCUGGGUGCUACAUCCAUUCGAAUCACUGGAGCAUUCCCAUUGUGCUUCCUGUGUAAAACAAUAGCAUAUGGGUGUCGAAUGAAGCAUUACUGGAUCUGACCUUUCCAUAGCCCAACUAGUGUUACCUCGUUUGACAUCAUAAAGGGAUAGAAGAAGGAUUGUUCUGUGACCACAAGCACUCACAUGUGUGACAUUUGCAUGAUCUCAUUUGUCCAGUUUUCCUUCUUUAUCUCUCUUGCUCGUCUAUUCUUCACUUGUUGUUGCUAUUUUUGUGAGUCAAGAGCUGUGGGACAUCCCCCGCCCUGACCCACGAGUCCACAGGUUAAGAGGUCCACUCCUGGAAGCUGUACUUCCAUAGCCAUCCAACUAAGAUCAAAACCAGAGAGGUGAUCAACCAUCAAUGUGCAGUUAUUUGACCUCCAGAUCUGGACUGGAGUAAAGAUCUUGUCUCUGAAGGUGUGAGAGUGGGAGGAGAGGUGAGAUGGAGUCGGAGGAGAGAGAAGGAUGCACUUUAGUGCAGGUGAUCAGUGAGAAGUACAGUCCUGACAAUUUUCCAUACUGCCGUGGGCCAGGGUUCGGAGUGGUGAUCCGGUCAAGCCCCCAGGGUUCACCUGUCAAAGAUCGUCUCAAUCUGCCCAGAAUCCUGGUUUUGGAUGGUUGUGGUAUCACAGAGGCCGGUGACGAGGAGGAGGUGGCCACUUUCUGUGCUCACGUGGUAGAGCUAGACCUCUCUCACAACCAGCUGAAAGACUGGGGAGAGAUAAGCAAGAUCCUGUUUAAUAUACCUAACCUGGACUUUCUCAAUCUGAGCAUGAAUCCACUGAGAGGGUCGAGUCUGGAUCCUGGAGCUGCCGAAGCCUUUUCUGGCCUCCGCCGCCUUGUCCUCAAUAACACGCAUGUCACCUGGGACAUAGUGCACACACUUACACGAGAGAUCUCAGAAUUGGAGGAGUUGUUUUUGUGUCUGAAUGAGUACGAGAGCGUGAGUACAUCGUCUGUACCAUAUCCGUCGCUGCGUCUGCUGCAUAUCACAGAUAACCAGCUGCAGGAAUGGGCGGAGGUACGCAAACUGGGCGUCAUGUAUCCAGGCCUGGUGUCUCUUAUCCUGGCUAACAACUCCCUUUCAGCUAUCCAAGAGCCCGAAGACUCCCUGCAGAGACUCUUUCCAAACCUGCGCAGCAUCAACCUACACAACUCAGGUCUAAGUCACUGGGAGGACAUUGAGAAACUGAAUUUCUUUCCAAGGCUUCAAGAGGUCAGAUUGUUGGGCAUUCCUUUACUGCAACCUUACACAGAUCAGGAGAGGCGCUGCCUUAUGGUGGCACAGUUGCCAGGUGUGACUGCAUUGAAUGGAAGUGUCAUCACUGAAGUAGAGAGAGAGGAUGCAGAACGCUUUUUUAUCCGAUACUAUCUGGACUGCCCUGAGGAUGAGCUACCACAGAGGUACCACAAUUUGGUAGCACGCUAUGGCCGCCUUGCCCCGCUUGCAGAGGUGGAUCUGCGCCCUCUCUGCAAUGCUCAAGUAGAAGUGCGUUUUGGAGAUCAAACAGAGCCCCUAGAGCUCAGACUGGAUCAGACAGUGGCAGACCUAAAGAAGCAGUUGAGAGCCGUGAUCCAGCUACCUUCAAACAAAAUGCGUGUAUACUAUAUCGACCGGCAGCUCGGCUAUGCACUAGAGCCACAGGAAAUGAAAUAUGGAGCUCGAGCACUUCACUCCUACAGCAUACGAGAUGGAGAUGAGAUCAUGGUGGUGCCUAAGACACAGUGACAGAAGACAACUAGACCCACUUCAAAAAAUAAAAAGUACAUUUUGAGGUGUCUUUUCAAAGCUGGAAUAUGAGGGACAUCAAACAAGGCCCUGAAAAGAUACAUUGGUCUCGGUUUCCUGCUCUGUGGAUGUGUGUAUGCUAAAAAAUGGUGUGGGCUAAAGAACUUUUUUAACCUUAUUUACUUUUAAUUUACUUUUUUCUUGUGUUUAAGAGACUGCUUCUCAGGAAUGACCAAUAUAUGUGUACCUUAAAGAGCAUUUUUACCAUUUAUUAAUCAUGUUAAGCUUGAUAACACAUUUCCAAGGUACACAUACUAUAUGAACAAAUAUAGUCUCACACAUUAACUAUACAGUAUAUACUGUAGACAUUUACUGCACCUAGUUUACUCAUGUUUCCAAAAUCAGAUAGGUGUGCCCAGGCUUCUGUAUCUCAUCACUUAAACUAUAAAAGCCCAACUCAACUGCUCAUCACCGUGCCGUCUAGUUUCGUGAACCUAUGUUCCAUUUUCAAACACUUAAACUACUUUUAUGCAGGACAAAAAGGAGAAUUUCUAAUUAAUAUCCCCUAUGUAAAAUAGAUUCCAUAGCUCUUUUGUCUGCUUGUUUCCUUAAGAUGGUGUAGUAAGGUGGUUGGUUGUAAGAAUUAAGGGAGGAGGGCUUAUAGAAAGUCUCCAGUUGUAACCAACCACAUAGCCACAUUCUCUGCUUGAAGUUCAACAGGGUCAGCUACAAGCCUGAAACUCUUCAGGGUUCCUAUGCCUAUUUACACACUUUACACCCCCCUGGAAUCUGGAAUGUUUUCAGCAUUGCCCCUGCCACUUCUUUCAUUGGUGGAAAAAGUCCCUGGAGUAUGUAGGUGCCAUAUAGAGCAUGUGCUGUUGGGGUCUACAACAUUAUUCCAUCAUUUUUGGCCCAUGUUUUAGAGCCAUGGUUUUGCACCUCCCCAGGAGGGCACCAGGGCAUGUCAGGGGAGGCACAGAGAAUUAUGAUAAAUUAACUAAAGUUAACGAAAGUAAAAUCAAAAGAUAAAUAUAUACAAUAAAAUUAUAUUGUGAAGUACAAUAAAAAGCUAAAUAGACCAUAGUUCAGCUUAAUAGACUGUAGCUCUAUGACGUUAUAACCGCAUGCAUAUCAUGCAAGAGCGCAUCUGUACCGGUUGUGUGAGUACAAAUCUCUCUGCUCGCAUGCGGAUAUACUAUGCGCUGCUCUAUGAAAGUGCGUGUAAGCUCAAAACUGGUCAUGUGCACUCACAAAUCUAUUAUAAAGCCAUAUAGCUCUGCCUUUGUUCAUUCAUCUGAAUAUUCUGCAUCUGUAGACGUGUUAUAUCGAGGAAGAAUCAAACCUGAGUUUGAGGAAUCAACUCACCAUUUGGCCGGUAACGAUUAAAAGAAAUGCAGUAUAACACAUGGUUACAUUCUUGUUGAACAAGAAUGAUAUUCUGAUGAUUGCUGAUGAGACGUGAGCAAAUCAGAUGACAUAAAAAACCAAGAACAUCUGUUGCGAGUUUUGAGACUCACGUCUUCUGCCACCACAGUGGAAAACAUAGCUGCACAAGUUUAUCAAGGACACAGAAAAUCUGAAAAUGUGGAACAAAAUCACGACAUUCAACAUGAUAUCGGGUCGAAGUGUCUCAUGUGUUGUUUGAUUAACAUAGAGGAGACUGGCUCAUGUGAUGUGAUGUGAUUUUAUUGCAAAUAUAGGUGAAAAAAAGUUAAAUAAUCCCAUUGACAAACAGGUAGGCUUUUUUUUUGUUGUAAAAAUAAAGCUAAAUACUGUUUCAUAUUAUUAAUAGAAAUAUUUAUUGCCAAAUAUUUAUCACUUUUCCGGUGUAGGCCUAUGCCGCAUUGCUGAAUGAGUCUCUCAGACUGAAUUUUGAUCAUUAUUGGAGAAUUGCUUCAAUAAAUAUGGUGAAUUUUAAUAAUAUAACAUUAGAGGUCAGUACCUGAUAAAACUUCAAAUAAGUGGGCAGAAUACUACUGUUUUUAGUGUUUUUAUUUAAUUUGACCAUUUAGUAUAAGCUAGUUUAUUUAUUAUCUACUUGGCCAUUGUAAAGGCCUAUAUGCAACAUUUUUAUAUGUAUAUAAUUUUGCAACCAAAAAUGUGUGUGUGUGGGUCUUGUCUUGACAGUCUUGUUAAUUGUGUGUGUGGGGGUACCGUUUACUAUUAACCAUGAUUAUAUGUUAAUUUAACCAUAAGAAUUUAGAAUCAACUGUUAACGGUGAAAUACUUCAUUUACAUGUGGCAAAAAGGUUUAUGUAUAAUGUAUAAAUAUAUAUCAUAAAAAAUAGUUAUUGUUAAUUGUUAACAGUUUGAAAAAGCCCCUGUUUUAGAGAAAGAAAACUGCAAAAAGGGACCAAUAAGAAUUCCAAUUAAAAUGACCUGUGCAACACUUUGGCAGUCAUAUUUAUUAGAUGGAUUUAAUUAUUCAUUAUAUGGUUUUAUUUUUAAAUCAUUUUUAAUUAUUUAAAAUAUAUCUCAACAUUUUAUAGGUUUUACGAUAUUAAUUUGAAGAUAUCCCUGCUGUCGUUUGUUCAGCAUUAAAUAUAGGGGCAAGGGGGACAGCCAUAGAUACUGUAUAUAACCUUAUUCUUUUUAUCCACAGUGUAAAUGCUUGCAGUGCAUUCAGAGUCAAGUCCUUUUUAUUUGUAUAGCGCUUUUCACAACACAUCGUUUCAAAGCAGCUUUACAGAAAAUCAUGCAUUAGCAAAAAAAUAAAUAAAAUAAAUUAAACUUUAAUAUCUAUAAAGUCUUAGAGUGAUCAUUGUGUAGUUUGAUUAAAUAAGAUUGUAAAUUGUGUAUAAAAAUAUAUCAAUAAUAAUUGUAUUUAUAACCCCAGUGAGCAAGCCGAAGGCAACUGUGGCAAGGAACACAAUCUCCAUAAGAUGAUGGUUAAUGGGAGAACAAUAACCUUGGGAGAAAUCAGACACACUGUUGGGGCCAGUUCCCCUCUGGCUAACAUCAUGAAUAUUAUGCCAAUAUGAAUUAUUUGUGUGCAGUGCAAGCAAUGGUUUAAAACUGGUAAAUUAAGUGAGCGUAAAUGUCCAGUGUUUAAAACAAAUAAUUUUUUUGAUUAGUCCAUCCUGGACUAACUGCAGAAGUUCACAUAGAUGCAUUGUCCUUUGUUAGUUGCCUGAUAAAGGCUUUUGUUUGCCAUUAAAAAAUAGUCGUAUGUAUUCCAUUUCAAGAGUGUAGUCGAUCAAUAGACAAAGGUGAUGCAGGCAGAGAUCAAUGAGGUGCAUUGCAGUUCAACCGGCAGGUCAUUACAAUGAGGUUCUGUGGGGUCCAUCCUAAGUCCAAGGUUCAGACAAUGGCAUAUGAAGUAUCCACUGUCUUACAGUUGGAGUUGGCAUCAGUUCAUCCUCUGAAGUCAAAAAACUGAAGUGAUGUCUGUCUAGCACUGGCUGUAGUUUGUUGUCAUCUCUCAGCGACACAGCAGUGGAGUCCGACACCAAGUAGGAACGGAUCUGGAUCUGGUCAGCUCUGGUAACCUCAGGAUAUGAAUCCCAAAGUUGAGACAUGGAGACAAAUAGAAUAAUAUUAGUGUAGAUGCCAUUACAUUUUUUACAGAUUUACAGAUCAUGAUAGAUGUUUCUGGUUCUGGCAGACCCAACUAAAGCAGCCUAAUUGUGGGUUGGAGUAUAAAUUAGGUGUAUGCCUGGCUAAAUAGAUGAGUCUUUAGUCUAGACUUAAACUGAGGGAGUGUGUCUGCAUCCCGAACUGUGUUAGGGAGACUAUUCCAUAGAUUAGGAGACAAGCAUGAAAAGGAUCAACCUCCUUUUGUGGAUUUUGUUAUUCUAGGAUCUAUUAAUAGGCCAGAAUUUUGCGAUCGUAAUGAACGUGAUGGACUAUGGCGUGGUAGUAGGUCACUUAAGUAAUGUGGAGCUAGAUCAUUCAAAGCUUUGUAAGUAGUUAACAGAAUUUUAAAAUAAAUACAAAAUUUAACUGGUAGCCAAUGUAACGAUGAUAAAAUGGGAAUAAUAUGAUCAUAUUUCUUGGUUCUCGUCAUCACUGUGGCAGCUGCAUUUUUAACCAAUUGAAGUUUAUUUAUUGAUCUUGCUGGACAUCCUCCCAGAAAUGCAUUACAAUAAUCUAGUCUUGAGGUCAUGAACGCAUGAAUUUGUUUUUCGGUAUCAGCAACAGAGAAUAUGUGUCGUAAUUUAGCAAUAUUUGGUGGAAGAAUGCUGUUCUACAAACAUUGGAAAUUUGAUUUUCAAAGGACAGAUUGGUAUCAAAUGUAACACCAAAUUUAUUUGCUGUAGAAGACUACGUAACAGUACAUCCAUCGAGAGACAAAUUAUAUUUUAGCUGCUAAUUUUUAGAGGUCUUUGGUCCAAUAAUUAGUACCUCUGUUUUGGUUCUGACAUAUAUGUUAUGGCUUUUGUUAAGUUUUGUUAUCUCUUAAUGACCCAUGACAGUGAAGGAUUGAAGUUGCUUGUGAGGAAAAUUCUGAGACACUGUUUUCUGAGGUGCUGUGACAGAUGAUUGCAUAAUUCCAAAUUUAUUUCUGAUUAUUAAAAUUUUAUCAGUAAAGAAAUUCAUGAAGUCAUUACUAUUGUGCUGUGACAUAAUAUCUGGUUCAGUCAAUGCUUUAUUCCUAACCAAUUAAGCCACAGUA